Messenger RNA from Oncorhynchus masou masou (cherry salmon), 754 nucleotides. It is a transcript of the gene nppal, whose product is annotated as natriuretic peptide A-like. Gene Ontology annotation, molecular function: hormone activity. Lineage: Eukaryota; Metazoa; Chordata; Actinopteri; Salmoniformes; Salmonidae. Bases 47 to 442 code for a protein of 131 amino acids. The transcript has 3 exons. The record is from RefSeq and is a predicted model, not a curated record. Gene Ontology annotation, cellular component: extracellular region. Gene Ontology annotation, biological process: cGMP biosynthetic process; receptor guanylyl cyclase signaling pathway.
ACGAUUUGGUCUACCUACAGAGCAAAGGGGCGAAGACGAACUACACAUGAAAAUGAUUUCAAAUAUCACAUUUUGCUGUUUAUCCUCGCUUGUACUUCUGAACUUGGUAGGAGCCAACCCCGUGUCCAACCUGCAGAGGGUGAUACGGCUUCUGGAGGAGGAAAGAAAUGUACCAUAUAACGUGUUGGAGGAGAGGGAGGUGGAUGGGAAAGAAUUGAAUACAGAGAAGGCAGCCUUCACGGCGGGAGUAGUGCGUCCUUGGGACUCCGAAGACGCAAGGAAUUCCGCGCUGGCGGGAAAGGAGAAUGCAAUUGCGCGUCUUCUCAAUUACAUUCUGAAGACCUCCAAGCACCCGUGGAGCCGGUUCAAGAAGGGUGGAAUGAGAAGCUGCUUCGGCGUCAGGCUAGAGAGAAUUGGGUCAUUCAGCGGGCUUGGAUGCUAAAGGACAGGUUUUACUGGCUGUUGAUCAGAGCCCAAGAAACUACUCUUACUUGAACUAUUCGACAAGGAUGAACCUCUUCAACUCAGAAAGUAUUGAGAGAGUUUACAAUGGCGUUUGUGAUGAUAUUUAUUUAAAUAUGUGGUUUGCAUUUGGCAUAUUGAAUUGUUCUUAUUUUAAAACUGUACAGACGAAUUUUAAUUUUCAAAUGAGCAUCAAACAUUUGGCUCUUGAUAUAAUAUAUUAUUGUCGUAGGCUAUAUCUAGGUCUAUUUAUUUUCUUGAGAAAAAAACAUGUAUACUAAGAGACAGUGGA